CUGUGUCUGACCCGUGUACUUCCCUCCCUCCUCCUGACCGGUCCUCAGGCCGACAUGGUGAACAGCAGGGUGGAGGCACCCACGGUGGCCGUGAUGGGGAGUGGCGGGGGGACGGCGGGCAGGUCAUGCGCAGGAUGUGGAGGACGAAUCGCCGAUCGCUUUCUGCUCUUCUCCAUGGAGCGGUACUGGCACACACGCUGCCUGAAAUGCUCCUGCUGUCACGCCCAGCUGGGCGAGUACAGCAGCACCUGCUACAGUAAAGGUGGCAUGAUCCUCUGCAAGAACGACUACAUCAGACUGUUUGGACACAGUGGAGCCUGCAGCGCUUGUGGACAAUCCAUACCCGCCAGUGAGAUGGUGAUGCGAGCACAAGGCAAUGUUUACCACCUGAAGUGUUUUACCUGUGCAACCUGCAGGAACCGCCUGGUUCCCGGUGAUCGCUUUCAUUACAUCAACGGGACGAUCUUCUGUGAACAUGACCGGCCGGGAGGAGGCCUGCUCAGUGGACACUCUGCUCCACUGCAAGCAAAUGGCAUUAUGUCUGAUCAGAAGGUGAGAAGUCAUUUUCUGCUUGUUGACCCUCAUGCAUAUUGA
Menidia menidia (Atlantic silverside) is the source of this 594-nucleotide messenger RNA. Lineage: Eukaryota; Metazoa; Chordata; Actinopteri; Atheriniformes; Atherinopsidae. The record is from the annotation of a GenBank genome assembly.